Molecule: messenger RNA, 1251 nt
Organism: Caenorhabditis auriculariae
Lineage: Eukaryota; Metazoa; Nematoda; Chromadorea; Rhabditida; Rhabditidae
Source: the annotation of a GenBank genome assembly
AUGACCCGAUUCCCGGACGCCGACAAAGUGCCCGCAGGCUGUGUGGUCAGACUUUUAAUUGAUGUCGUACUAGCGCAUGUGGACAGUGCCGAGCAUUUUGAGCGGGUACUAAGCGUGGAUGCGCACGCGUUUCUCAGUGCAGUGAUAAACCGUGUACCGAUUGAAAGAAUAUACGAUCGGUAAGAAACAAAAAAAGUUUUUUUUCCUUUAAAAACACAAUUUUCAGGUCAUCUGGUCGAGAGCUCCGUUCCUAUGAAACACCGCUCGCCGUCAACAGCUACCAUUUCUCGUCGACAAAUUUUGUGAUUCCGUUGGGGAGGCUCUACGGCGGCAUUACCAUCUUACAAGAGAUGCAGAGACGGCUACCAGCAGAAAUGCAGCCCAGAUUUCCUGCUAGCGCCGUGGUCUUCACGGCGGUUGGAAACGCUCAUGCUAUAAACGAUUUUCUUAUAGCCGUACCCAGAGGGUACCGACCAACCAUUCUAGAUCCACCCUACUGGGAUCAUUAUGAUAAUUUUCACGACGGAGUUGACGAUAUGCCUCCAGAAAAUCCUAUGGAUCCUCGAUAAUAUUUUUUUUUUUGUUGUACAUUUUUUUCUGUUGUUGUUUUUGUUGUUUGAUGGGUAAUUUUUUUUGUUGAAGUAAAUUUUUUUUCUCAUUAAAAUCAGUCUCCCUGUUUUACACAAAAAGGAUAAGAUUGGAACACCUGCAAGAUUUAUCGGGCCUUGUUCGACUGACAAGGCAUGAUUGAUUGGUUAUGCGGUUUGGUCAAAAGAGUAUGAUUGCGUAGACGGUUGUCCCUCCUUUGUCGGAUCAUUCAAACCCUUUUGUCGCUCCGUCAUAUGGUAUUAACAUUUUUUUUGUUAGUAUGACUCAUUUAAUUGCGCGUCCUGGCACAAGUUCUGAAAUUUCGGAAAUGGGAUUCGUUCUGCCCUACUCCAUCUGGCGUCUUCUCUAUUGAGGCCCAUGGUAUGAUUCAUAUUUUUUUUACGAAAAAAUCAAUAUUUUAGUUUUGAUGCUUUCAUUCGGUCUUCUAAGCGCGUUUGGCAUGCCUUAACAGGCGCGGUUCUCGACAAGUCACGUCUGAUUCCGACGGAUAUACCAGUAUGUGGUAUUUCUAUCGAUAACGUCUUCCUCGACGAAUACUACAAGACGGUACAUCAAGUCAACAUUGGUUCGCACGAACCGACUGUUUUCUGCAGCGGCACACCGAUACCACAAUGUCUCGUAAUUGUGGAGUUUCACAUUUAA